Molecule: messenger RNA, 658 nt
Organism: Andrographis paniculata
Lineage: Eukaryota; Viridiplantae; Streptophyta; Magnoliopsida; Lamiales; Acanthaceae
Exons: 2
Coding region: 114-461 (115 amino acids)
Source: RefSeq, a predicted model, not a curated record
CAGAAACCAGACCCGAUUUCAAAACCCUAAUUAAGAACCCUAGCGAAGCUCUGUGGUCGGCGAAUCCUUCUUCCUUGUAGUUAUCGAAUUGAAGGAGAAGAUAUUGACGAGCCAUGGCGAAAUCAAUGAGAUCAAAGCGGGAGAAGAGGUUGAGGGCGAUAAGGAGAGAAAUGGUUGAGCCAAUUUACGAGAAGAAAGAGGCGGCCAAGCAAACCGCCCUGGAGGCCGCUCUCGCCGCCCCUAAACUUCCAGUCAAGCCCAGCCCCUUCGCCGCCAUGGAGACCGCCGAUGAGGCUGCUGGUUCUUUGCCUAAAACCGACGGCAUGGAUGUGGAGAUGGCUGAUGGCAGUCAGCAUGCAAGAUUGUUGAAGCCCAUGGGUAAGAAGAUGAAAAAGAAGAUCAAGAUCGCCCGAAGGAAGGGUCAUGGCAAAGGUAAAAUCAGAAAGAAGCACAAUGUAUAGUUUAAUUGGUAAAGACUAUUUCUCUUCAUUGCUCUGUUUACAUGACAUCUUGUGGUCUUUCCAUAUCAAUCAAAUUUUGGUUAUUGAAAUUCAAAGAUUGGAACUUUGAGAUCCUAGUUUAGAUCGGGUUGUAACAAAACAUGAUGACACACUUGGAUAGAAUUCUUAAGCUAUCUUUAUAUGCUUUAUUGGUUGCG